This is a messenger RNA of Aureobasidium pullulans EXF-150, 1316 nucleotides long. Its product is annotated as putative 4-hydroxyphenylpyruvate dioxygenase. Bases 79 to 1131 code for a protein of 350 amino acids. NCBI's taxonomy places the organism in Eukaryota, Fungi, Ascomycota, Dothideomycetes, Dothideales, Saccotheciaceae. The transcript is spliced from 2 exons. The record is from RefSeq and is a predicted model, not a curated record.
CACGCCCCGUCAAGUAUAUCAAUUGUCACUUUGCCAUCCUUCUUCCAUCCAUCAGAAAUUCAUCUCGUGAAACCCACCAUGUCGCUCACAAAUGCAUCCCUCAGAAAUCUGCCCGUCUGUUAUGCCAGUGUCUCGAUUGGCUGCAGAGAGGAACACACGCUUCCCAAGAAGCUGGAAGCCAUCUCUCAAGCCGGUUUCACUGCUAUUGAGCUCGGAUUCCCGGAUCUCCUCGCCUUUGCCUCGACUUACAUGAAGAAAGAGGUUGGAGCAUAUGACUAUGACGACUUAGUCAUUUCCGCAAAGGUCGUGAAGGCCAUGUGCGAGGCAAAGAAGUUGAAGGUCCUGAUCCUUCAGCCUUUCGCCAACUUCGAGGGUUGGCAAGAAGGAAGCGAGGAGAGAAAGGAUGCCUUUACUCGUGCAGAAGGCUGGAUCAGGAUCAUGGAAGCUGUCGGAACAGAUAUGCUGCAGGUCGGUUCUUCAGAUACCCCGGCUGAGAAGAUUGGCACCGAUCGCAGCCGCUUUGUCAAAGACCUCCAAGAACUCGCCGACAUGCUCGCAAAGAAGAACUUCCGUAUGGCAUAUGAGAACUGGUGCUGGUCAACACACGCCCCCACUUGGAAAGACGUUUGGGACAUUGUACAAAAGGUCGAUCGUCCCAACGUCGGACUCUGUCUUGAUACUUUCCAGAGCGCCGGCUAUGAAUGGGCAGACCCCACUACCGAGUCUGGCUUGGUAGACAAGCCCAAAGACCAAUUGGAAAAGGACUGGAAGGAGUCACUCGAUGAGCUCGCACGCACAGUCCCCGGAGACAAGGUCUACUUCCUCCAGAUCAGCGACGCCUACAAGCCCAAGCAGCCUUUCAGCAAAGACGUUGACGAGUCCGGUACUCGUCCUAGAGGUCGCUGGAGCCACGACUUCAGACCUGUCCCCUUCCAAGGAUAUCUGCCAGUCGUUGAUUUCACCAAGGCCGUCCUGAAAACAGGCUUCCGCGGCUACUUCUCAUACGAGGUCUUCGAUGGCGGUCCGGACGGAAAGGGCAAGGACUACGAGCUGAACGAUUUCGCCAACGAAGCAAUGAUUACGCAGUGGAAGCUUGUUCAGGCAUGUGUUGAGGAUGAAGAAGUGGUAUAAUGGAACAUGAUGAACAUGAUGAAUGAAUAGUAUGUACAACCACCAGGAAAAUGAUUUUAAUGUAAAGGCUCCGCCAUACAUGCUUUGUUCAGUCGAGUCGGAUCAAAUCAAACAUCUCUUCAGUCAAGAUGCAGAAAAGCGGCUUGGUAUUGCUCUGCAGCUAUUUGUACGAUGAAUCCAAUCCC